Messenger RNA from Henningerozyma blattae CBS 6284, 1614 nucleotides. RefSeq names its product ribosome-associated complex protein SSZ1 (gene SSZ1). The record is from RefSeq and is a predicted model, not a curated record. Gene Ontology annotation, biological process: protein refolding; 'de novo' cotranslational protein folding; regulation of translational fidelity. The transcript has a single exon. Lineage: Eukaryota; Fungi; Ascomycota; Saccharomycetes; Saccharomycetales; Saccharomycetaceae. Gene Ontology annotation, cellular component: cytoplasm. Bases 1 to 1614 code for a protein of 537 amino acids. Gene Ontology annotation, molecular function: misfolded protein binding; ATP-dependent protein folding chaperone; heat shock protein binding.
AUGUCUUCCCCAGUUAUCGGUAUUUCCUUUGGUAACACCUCCUCUUCUAUCGCUUACAUCAACCCAAAAAAUGAUGUCGAUGUUAUUGCCAACCCGGAUGGUGAACGUUCUAUUCCAUCUGUUUUGUCUUACGUUGGUGAAGAUGAAUACCAUGGUGGUCAAGCGGUUCAACAACUAGUUAGAAACCCAAAAAAUACCAUCAUCAACUUCCGUGAUUUCAUUGGUUUACCAUUCUCUGAAUGUGAUGCUACCAAAUGUGCUAAUAGUGCGCCAAUUAUUGAUAUUGACGGUAAGGCUGGUUUUGCCAUUACUAGAGGUGAAGGUGUUGAGGAAAAGAUCACUGUUGAUGAAGUUGUUUCCAGACAUUUAAACAGAUUAAAAUUGGCUGCUGAAGAUUAUAUUGGUACUAAGAUCUCUCAAGCUGUCCUAACUAUCCCAACAAAUUUCACUGGUGAACAAAAAUCUGCCUUAAUUGCUUCUGCUGCUAAAGUUGGUUUGAAGAUCGUUCAAUUCGUAAAUGAACCAUCUGCAGCAUUGUUAGCUCAUUUAGAAGCUUUCCCAAAUGAAAAAGAUGCUAACUAUGUUGUUGCCGACUUUGGUGGUGUCAGAUCUGAUGCUGCUGUUAUUGCAGUCCGUAAUGGUGUUUUUACCAUCUUAGCUACUGCUCAUAACACUGCUUUAGGUGGUGAUAACUUAGACGAUGCCUUAAUAGAAUAUUUCGCUAAAGAUUUCCAAAAGAAAACCCAAUCUAACCCAAGAAAGAAUGCUAGAUCUAUGGCCAAAUUAAGAGUUAACUCUAUCACAACUAAAAAAACCUUGUCUAACGCCACUUCUGGUACUAUCUCUAUUGAUUCUUUAGCCGAUGGUUUCGAUUAUCACACUUCUAUCAACAGAAUGAGAUUUGAAUUAACUGCCAACAAAGUCUUUGGUCAAUUUUCUGCAUUUAUUGAAUUAGUUAUCUCUAAGGCUAACUUAGAUUUAUUAGACAUCGAUGCUGUUUUAUUAACUGGUGGUGUUGCUUUCACUCCAAAAUUAUCUAGUAACUUAGAGUUUUUAUUCCCAGAAUCUGUUGAAAUUUUAAGUGCUCAAAACAAAAACAGUUCUAGCAAUCCAAAUGAAUUAUCCUCUUCUGGUGCCGCUUUACAAGCCAGAUUAAUCAGUGCUUAUGAUGAUGAUGAAUUAGCUGAAGCCUUACAACCAGUUGUUGUUAACACUCAACACACUUCCAAACCAAUUGGGUUUGCUGACUCUGAAGGUAACUUCCACCCUGUUUUAUUGGCCGAAUCUUCUUUCCCAGUACAAAAGAAGGUUACUUUGAAGAGUGCUCAAGGUAAUUUAUUAUUAAGCAUCUACGAAGGUGAACACAAAAUUGUUGAAAAAACCAUUGAAUCAGAAGCAAAAGAAGCUGAUGAUGAAGAUUCUGAAGAGUACUCAGAUGAUGAACCAGAAGUUGUUAGAGAAAAAAUUUACUCUCUAGGUGCUAAAUUAAUGGAUUUGGGUAUUAAAGAUGUUAAAGGUGGUUUAGAAAUCGCAUUUAACUUGAACAAGGAUGGUAAAUUAAGAGUCACUGCCAGAGACUUAAAAUCCACUAACGUUGUAAAGGGUGAAUUAUAA